This is a messenger RNA of Diatraea saccharalis (sugarcane borer), 3376 nucleotides long. The record is from the annotation of a GenBank genome assembly. Lineage: Eukaryota; Metazoa; Arthropoda; Insecta; Lepidoptera; Crambidae.
ACAUCGGCUUGCUUUUUUUCUAUUCUGUGGUUUGUUGGUUGGAUAAAGCUGGUUAUAUGGCGUAAAUUGUCGUGCGUGAUUGAAAAGAAAAUUGAAAACUUCUAGAAUUUAAAUAAUGGCUGCUCGUGGUGAAAGGGGUGUAUCAAGAGUUUUAGAAAAGUUAGAAGCUUCUGUGAACUCUGGUCAAUACUAUGAAGCACAUCAAAUGUACAGAACCCUUUACUUCAGAUAUUUAAGUCAAAAAAAGUACCCAGAGCUAUUGAAUUUACUGUACAAAGGAUCCACAGUUCUUUUACAACAUGACCAACAAGGCAGUGGAGCUGAUCUGGCUAUACUACUUAUAGAUGUUCUGACGAAAUCAGAAACCAAACCAAGUGAAGAAUGGAUUGAAAAAAUUGCCAAAUUAUUUGAGAUGAUGAAUUCCAGUAUUCCAGAGCGUGAGUCAUUUCUUACAAAUGCAGUUAAAUGGUCAAUGGAUAGUAAUAAAAAAGGUCAUCCUUUACUUCAUAAGAAAAUUGCUGAAGUUUAUUGGAAAGAGAAAAAAUACACAGCAGCGCAUAGACAUUUUUUGCAUUCCUGUGAUGGUUCAGCUUAUGCAACUAUGCUUAUAGAACUCCAUACAACCAAAGGACUCAAAUCUGAAAUAGACCUAUUCAUAGCACAAGCAGUCCUACAGUUCCUUUGCCUACGCAAUAUACAGAUGGCCACUGAAACAUUUAAUGAAUAUACAGGCUCUCAUCCCACAAUAAAAAAUGAUAAAGGACCACCAUAUUUAUUUCCAUUACUGAACUUUCUUUGGUUCUUAUUGAAAGCUAUUGAACAGCGACAUGCAAGUCAAUUUAAAGUAUUAAGAAAUUGGUAUGCUAUUAGUAUAAAAAGGGAUCCCAAUUAUUCAGUAUACUUAGACAACAUUGGACGUAUAUGGUUUGGUAUUGAAAUUCCAAAAGAUAACAGAAAUGCUAAUUCAAUGUUUGGUGGACUUUUGAAAUCUAUAAUAGGUGAGGUGGAGAGUUCUGAUGAAGAUGACUUUACUGGACACAAUACUUCCACUCCAGAUUUAGAUUAAAAUGGAUAAUAAUCAAUUGUAAAAAUUUGUUUUUAUUGACAUAUCAGCUUAAGCUGCAUAUAAGAUUCAGUGAUUUUAUGUAUAAUUAUUUAUUAACUUUUGUUUACCUACAAGGACAAAUCACAAAAAAAAUUUAGCAAAUAAAUUCAUACUGCUGACUAGUUCAAUUUAAUUUGUCAUGUGUUCAGUGUCUAAACAAUAACAAAAAAGUUAAUAUUUCUUAACUCACUAAAACAUACUCACUGUCAACCAUAAAACUUGUACUUUUUUGUUGUAAUUAUUCUUCUACUUAAUUCAUAAUGGUUAUUUUACAUUUUUAGCAAUAAUUUUUGUUUGUACAUUGUCCUAUAUGAAUUACGUGAUACAUCAUGUAAUGUGUUUUGAUUAUUUUCUAUAGUACUUGUUUAUCAUAACUGUAAAUAACAUAACAUCAAGAUGUGGAACCUACAUUUUUUGUACAGAACAAAAUAAAUGCUGUCACACUCAAUUAUUUGUUGAUAAAAAUUUCAAGACAUGUAGAAGACUAGACCAUAUUCGGUGAUCCUCCUGUAUGUGUGAAAGUAAGCACCACAGCCCCGUUCUGCUCUUUCUGCCGCCAGGAAUAUAUCAUAUCUGCUUUUACGAUUUAAAUGUUACCACUUCUGUAUACUGGUGACCGACGCUCUGCCCAGCGAUUCCGUAAAAAUCCAAACCCGAAUUCGAAUUCACUCAGGUGUCUGAAAUCACUUCAAAAGCGGCAUUCCCUCAACCUUCAAUUGGUAAUAACGUUUCGUGGUAUAAAUGAAGUAAGUUUCAAAAUUACAUAGAAAUAAAAUAUCUGAGACACGGAAUCGAUCUUGAAAAAAAUGAAUCAAUAGAAUAUCUACACUAAAUAACGCGAAUUUGGGCCCAUAAGUGAAUUCGAAUUCGGGUUCGGAUUUUUAAGGGAAUUGCUCUACAGACCAGUAUCGACGGGGCGAUUUUUGGGAAUGCGUUUGUCGAGCAGUGGACGUUUUCAGUGACUUGUGUAUAUUUUCUUUGAGUCAGCCUAGCAAUCACGGCAGUCGUGUCUGCUCAGCAUAACUCACUGUCUAAAGAGACACCGCUGAUGAGAUGUUUUAAUAUUAACAUUUUUAAUGCAAAAUUCUAUUUUGAAAUUAGGUCGUCUAAAUGUGAUAUUUAAAAUUUCCAAACAUUUUUAUUAUAUCUAAAUUAAUAAUUCCACAAAAUUAUCAAUUUUCAAUGGAUUGAACAUAUCCGUUGAAAAUUGGUCUUAAUGUCUUGAUAAUUAAGUAUUGAUGUAUUGAUAAUAUGAAAAAUCUUAAUUACAGAAACUGGUGUUCAUACAUAGUUAAUCUCCAAGUCAUUGUUUUUGUGAAAAUGUGUGUAUCUUCCUUAUAUUUUUAUCGAACUUUUGUUUAACAGUUUUAUACACAAUCGAGGAACUUUAUACUCCUUGUCACAUUUUGCGUUUAUUUCUUAGGCUCGAUUGUCACCGUGUAGAAACUUUUGUAUGUGAAAUAAAAGACCAUGAAGUUCCUCGACUGAACAACAAUUAAUCAUUGCAUUAAUAGUCGCUCAUAUUGGAUAAAGUAUUUCUUUUAAUUAUGGCAAACAGUAUAGGUAUAUCAUUUAAAAUAAGUAUAUAAGCGGACAUCCUUCAAUAUGUUAUGAACAGAAACUAAGCUUACUUUAUAUAAAACCAUUGUGAAGUUUUAAAUCUUAAAACCAUUCAUAUUAUUACACUUUUAAAGUAAAGUAUCAUAACUAAUUUUCUGUAUUAUUAUAUUUGAUCAAUUUUCUGUAUUCAGUAUAUGAUUAAAUGAUCACAUAUGGCAAGCCUGAAGGGCUUCAUUAAAUUUUACUGUCUGCCUCAACAUGAGCUUUUAAAUUAUAAUCGAUCCAUAUUCGUGACUGAAGGAAAUCAUGUGCACAGCCCUGGGAAUCGCGAAUCCACCACCCUGUCAUUGGCUCGCGUCGUGCGUGCGUGUACAGUGUUCAUUAUUGUGAAAAGUAUAGUGCGUAUAAUUAAUUAUGCUCAAAACUUUUAUUCAGACUUAACUGUUACAGACACUAGUGAAUGUAAAAAUUCGCAAUCUACGGCGGGAGACCUCAUAUUAAGGGGGGACUAUAAGGGCUCCUAUUUUUCGGUUUUCUUUAUAGACAUUGAAAAAUUGCUUCAUCAGACUAUGAAGUUAUUUUCUAUUAGUAUAAGAUUUUAAAUAAUAACAAAAAGUAUGAUGUUACACUUAGGGGGGGAAUGAUAUAAUACAAUUUCAUGGCGUACCAUUUACUGAAGGGUGGGGCAAAAUUAAACAUACUAUUAAUUUC